This is a messenger RNA of Pleurotus ostreatus (oyster mushroom), 1989 nucleotides long. RefSeq lists its product as uncharacterized. The transcript is spliced from 7 exons. NCBI's taxonomy places the organism in Eukaryota, Fungi, Basidiomycota, Agaricomycetes, Agaricales, Pleurotaceae. The record is from RefSeq and is a predicted model, not a curated record. The coding region runs from base 1 to 1989 and encodes 662 amino acids.
AUGACCUCGCAAUUCUCAGCAUCAACCCCUACCAUCUCUUCGGGCACCAUCGCACAGAUGGGGGGACUUGUGAAGGCAUUGCAAGAUGCGCAACUCGAGAACGGCGAGCUUAAGCAGCAAAUAGCAGCACUUCAAGACAAGAUCGCAGCAUUAGAAGCUUCAAGGCCUCGGCGGGGGAAAAAAUCCAAUACUACGAGUCAAGAAGGCGAAGCUGAUGACAAUCGAGUGAGCCGAAUUGCGAAACAAUUCACGAUCAUGCAUCAUCUCUGGGUGCCGGAUGAGAUAUUCCCAGUCUUGCGGCCCCCAAAGCCCUCCACUGAUCCUAGCUACUUCGGCGCGAGGGAGAAGUGGACAUUGGCAAUAGCUGCGGAGCUCUAUGAGGUCUUCCCUGAGGAUAUGCAUGGUACCCUCAGGCUAGCGAGUACGGGCAGUGAGUUUCGGCUCGCGAUGGGUGCACAGCGACAAGCAAUGGCCCACACUCUCAGAAACUGUGCCGCGAACAUCUUCGCUUCUAUUGGUGUACCUAGUCAAGUGUUCGAGAGCAAGGAGUCCCGGCGCACAUCUCCUGAGCUCAAGGCACUUUUGAAGCCCAGCAAGAACGGCCUUUAUCCGUCCCUCCCUCCCUUGCUCUAUCCACCCGGAAACUCCACCGACAUAUUCCAGAACCCCAUCCUCCCACUUAUCUUGCGCGUCGCAUUAUUUGGCAAGACGUCACUUUCUUCGACACCAGCCGCAAACUCAUCGGGCCGCAAAUGGGCUGUCACCGAAGUUACGACAGGCAGCAUCUGCCUGUCAGCCACCAUCGCACGGUUCCUAGCAUCCCCCGACUCAGAGCUAUCACCGAUUGGAGCUCAAACAAAGAUAAACUACGAACAAGAUUUUCACGACUACUACGGACUGAUCGAGUCGACAAAGAACUCUCGCAAAGGGCGGCAGCUGCGUGCCUUUUUCCAGCAAAUCGUCUUCAAAGAAGUGCCCAGGGCAAAGCAGAAUUCGGGCGAUGGCGAUGAAGAUUCAGAUCAGGACGACGCAUCGGAAUUUGCUCGCAUCAAAGCGGCAAUGCUUGAAACUUCGGACAAUGAAGACGUCGACAACGAUAACGAAGACGAAGACGAAGACGACGAUUCUGGUGCCCAGCACCGCAUCGGCACUGCCCACUCUCACAGGCAUAUUCCUUCGUUUGAGCCGCCAUCCAGUCCCAGUCCCACACCAUCUCCCCCCCUCUCAUAUAUCACAGCUAUCUCGCCGUUUCCUCAAUCUGCUCACACAAGUAAUUACGACGCUAUCGGCCAGGCUGCCCACCAAGAUGACAUGGGACAUCCCUCAAAGCAAGGCCAACGCCUCGCGUUCGAGCAAGACACCCCUCAAACCACCUAUUCAGCCUCACGAAACGAACCAAUGAUGGUCGAAGUUGCAACGUUGAAGGGGAAAGGGAGAGGUCGUGGAGGGAAUAAGCCUCGCGGAAAGGCUGCAGUUGCUGCGAGCGUUCGAGACGAACAGCCUCGUCGCACUAGCCAACGAGUCUUCACUGACAACAUAAGCUACAUAUCAAAUUCCUUACUGACACUAGCAAGUUCAUUCCCGACAAUCACUCGAGCUAUUGGUUUGACGAAGCCACUCCCGCACUUGGCCCCGUCGCCAACACUGUCAUUACCGAACUCGCCGACAAUCGCCCUGAAGGCACUUGAGGAAAGCACACCGAAACACGAUGACAUAGCUGCUCAUAGUGUUAGCCGGUCGCUGACGCAGCACGACAGUUUCUUUGGCGUGUUGACAACAUUGUCAUCGUCGAUGCGCUCGACUUUGACCGUGUCGAUGUCUGCCGUGAACUCGAUGUCAACGGCUACCCUCGGCACGCCCAUGCUGUCGUCUUCGAGCGUCAACCCAAAUCUUCCCUCGUCUGUUCCAACUCCAACCCCCGCUCCGCCUCCCGAUUCGCAGAUGCCCUCAGGCUUGGCUCUUGCUUUAGCACAAAGCGACGAUCUUUGA